Messenger RNA from Gossypium raimondii (Peruvian cotton), 2082 nucleotides. RefSeq lists its product as uncharacterized. Gene Ontology annotation, cellular component: cytoplasm. The transcript has 11 exons. The record is from RefSeq and is a predicted model, not a curated record. Gene Ontology annotation, molecular function: ATP binding; heat shock protein binding. The coding region runs from base 253 to 1776 and encodes 507 amino acids. NCBI's taxonomy places the organism in Eukaryota, Viridiplantae, Streptophyta, Magnoliopsida, Malvales, Malvaceae. Gene Ontology annotation, biological process: protein refolding; response to heat.
GGUACGAAAACAAAGUUUGCAACCAAACAAAAUCCAAUCUUUGUGGCUAUCCCCUCUUCUCCUUUCCUUUACCUUCACUCUCUUUCCCUUUUUGCAGUUUCCAUUGAAACUGUGGCUCAACAAUCAAACAUGAAUUACAAAAUCAAAAGCAACAUUUUGUCUUGUUGAGAUAUCAAUUUUAUCCAACACCUUGUACCACAACUUUGAAACUUAACUUUUUCGUUUCUUUUUUUCCUUUUUCUUUUUCUUUUUAUGGCUGCCACUACUUCUCUAUCUCUACUGCCUUCAUCUCUUGGUUUUCCAAAUGAACGCCCUUCCAGCACUUCACAAUCCUCUUCUUAUUCUUGUUCUUGUUCUGUUUUCUUCAAUGCUGGGACCCGUCUCAGGUCCCACGACAGCUUCGCUUGUGUGACUUUUCCUUCUUCUUCCUCUACAUGUUCUUGGAGAUUCAAUAAUAGGGCUGGUACUCACCGUUUUGGGACCACGGUGGUGGCUGCUUCUGGGGACUACUAUGCUACUCUUGGCGUACCCAAAUCAGCCUCCGGUAAAGAAAUUAAGGCCGCUUAUCGUAGAUUGGCUCGUCAGUAUCAUCCUGAUGUCAAUAAGGAGCCAGGAGCAACUGAAAAGUUUAAGGAGAUUAGUGCUGCAUAUGAGGUGUUAUCAGAUGAUAAAAAGAGAGCUUUGUAUGAUCAAUACGGUGAAGCUGGAGUCAAGAGUGCAGUAGGGGGCCAGUCCAGUGCUUAUACGACUAAUCCCUUUGAUCUCUUUGAAACAUUCUUUGGACCAAGUAUGGGUGGUUUUCCUGGCAUGGAUCAAACUGGAUUCGGAACAAGCCGUCGUAGUACGGUUAGUAAAGGUGAUGAUAUACGUUACGACAUUACUUUAGAAUUCUCGGAGGCUAUUUUUGGAGCUGAAAAGGAAUUUGAGCUUUCCCAUUUAGAAACAUGUGAAGUUUGUCUUGGAACUGGAGCAAAAGUUGGGUCAAAAAUGAGGAUAUGCUCAACUUGUGGUGGAAGGGGUCAAGUUAUGAGGACCGAGCAGACGCCCUUUGGCUUGUUUUCACAGGUUUCUGUUUGUCCAAAUUGUGGUGGGGAUGGUGAAGUUAUUUCUGAAAACUGCCGAAAAUGCUCUGGUAAAGGACGUGAACGAGUUAAGAAAAAUAUCAAAGUCAAAGUUCCUCCCGGGGUUAGUGCUGGCAGUAUCCUCAGAGUUGCAGGCGAGGGUGAUGCUGGACCAAAAGGGGGCCCUCCAGGAGAUCUCUAUGCAUAUCUAGAUGUUCAAGAAGUCCCAGGAAUUCAAAGAGAUGGCAUAAAUCUUUUGUCAACAGUUUCCAUUAGUUACCUUGAUGCCAUAUUGGGGUCUGUUGUCAAGGUUAAAACAGUGGAAGGGGUGACUGACCUACAGAUCCCACCAGGGACUCAACCAGGGGAUGUAUUAGUACUUGCAAGGAAAGGCGCACCAAAGCUGAACAAACCAUCUAUACGUGGUGACCAUUUAUUCACAAUCAAAGUUAACAUACCGAAUAGAAUUAGUGCUAAGGAGCGAGAAUUGCUUGAGGAACUUUCCUCUCUAAGUAAUACAAAUGGCAGUCGCUCUCGAACUCGCCCUAGGACUCAACCCGCAACUGCAACCAAAACUAGCGGAAGCCAGGUUAGUACCGAUGGAGAGAAAACUGAAGAAGCAGCUGCAGAUGAGAAUGAUACGUGGACAAAGUUAAAAAAAUUUGCCGGGUCAAUUGCAAAUGGAGCUGCUAAAUGGCUAAAAGACAACCUCUAAAUUGAUGUCUCUCCGGAUUAGGUUUUAGCCUAAACUCAGGAAUACCUGGCCUUUGAGUACACUGUUUUGCUAAAUAUUUUGAUCUCGGGAUAACACCAAGGUGUCAACUUAGUUUGGGAAUUAGCUUUAAAUGCAAUUUCUUGGUUUUGCGCUAUAAAAGAAAUAUAAGGGGAAACUGAGCAAAUUGUUUUAAUUUUUUAUUUUUUAUGCUGCUUAUUUGGAAUUAAACAGUUGUGUAUGCUUAUUGCUACUAUUCAAUUUUUAAUUAAUACAUUGGCAUGAACAAGAAACUCUUUCUUAUUGCAA